UCCCGGAAGUGCCCCUGCUCCAGUUUUGGCGCCGGACCUGGGACACAAGGUCCGAAGGACGUGCUGCUCUGUGGGUUCCUGGACCCCUAGGUGGGACAUUUUCACCUCAGCUUCGUGGCUGACAGAGAGACUUUCCUCUGAGAGCUGGACGAGAGGUUUUCUUGCCCCCAUUUCCGGGACCCCAGCAGCGCCUGCUGCAGAGGAAAACAGGUUUGUUUCCAGUUUCUCCAGCAGAUGGUGCUGUACAGUGACUUGAUUGUCCUCAGAAGGUGUUUUUGAGGCUGUUUCUGACCAGAUGAGGCUGAAUUAUCUCUUGGAGCCCACCUGUAUCUCACUCCGUGGGACUGAAUUAUCUGUUGAAGCCUGGCCAAGUCCAUGUCGCAUUGGAUGCUUACUGCUCAGACUGUCUGAGAGUGAAAAACCAGAGGAAGACUGUUGAUGGCAGAACGUUGACAAUGCAAACAAUGGAAUCAGUGACCUUCAAUGAUGUAGCUAUAGACUUUGAUGCUGAAGAGUGGGCCUUGAUGGACACAAGACAGAGAAGCCUGUUCAGAGAUGUUAUGCUGGAGAGUAUCCAUCAUCUGGUGUCAGUGGCACUGGAUGCUUACUGCUCAGACUGUCUGAGAGUGAAAAACCAGAAGAAGAUUGUUGAUGGCAGAACUUUGACAGUGCAAACAAUGGAAUCAGUGACUUUCAAUGAUGUAGCUAUAGACUUUGAUGCAGAAGAGUGGGCCUUGAUGGACACAAGACAGAGAAACCUGUUCAGAGAUGUUAUGCUGGAGAGUAUCCAUCAUCUGGUGUCAUUGGGGUAUCAACUCUGCAAAUCAGAAGUGGUUUUGCUGUUGGAACAAGGAGAGGAACUGUGGAGAGAAGGAUUAGGAUUUCUCCAAGGACAGAGUACAAGCAGACAAAAUGACCAUAGGAAAGAAGAAAUGAUAAUUAUGCCACAUAUCUGCAAUAAGGACAAAUAUACCACCAAGUCAAAGCAGCAGGUUUCUAACAUUGGAGGGGAUCCCUUUGGAAGUAUUGAUUUGGGAGAAGAUUUAAUUCACUCAACAUUGGCUGACAUGGAAACAAAGCCCUAUGUAAAUGAACAAUUUCAAAAAGCUAUCAAUUACCAGUCAAUCUUUAGUAGACAUAAGCAAAUUCAGACAGGAAAUAAUUCAUAUGACUGUCAUCUAUGUGGAAAAGCCUUCAGAAAUAUUUCUGUCCUUAGACAUCAUGAGAGAACUUGCACUGGAGAGAAACGAUAUGUCUGCCAUCUGUGUGGGAAAUCCUUCAGUCGAUGUUGUAACCUUAAGGAACAUGAGAGAAGUCACACUGGGGAGAAAGCAUGUGUCUGCUAUCGAUGUGGCAAAAUCUUUACUGAUAGGUCUAAGCUCAGAAAACAUAUGAGAACUCACAAUGGGGAGAAAGCAUGUGUCUGCCAUCAAUGUGGCAAAAUAUUUACUGAUAGGUCUAAGCUCAGAAGACAUGUGAGAACUCACAAUGGGGAGAAACCACACAUUUGCCAUCUAUGUGGAAAAUCCUAUAAACAUCGUUUUAACCUGAGGCUACAUGAGAAAUCUCACACAGGAGAGAGACCAUAUGUCUGCCAUCUAUGUGGGAAAGACUUUGCUCGUAAAUCUGCCCUCAAACCACAUAUGAGAAUUCACACAGGGGAGAAACCAUAUGUCUGCCAUCUAUGUGGGAAAUCUUUCAAUUAUUGGAAUAGCCUUAGGGAUCAUAAGAGAACUCACACUGGGGAGAAACCAUAUGUCUGCAACACAUGUGGGAAAUCCUUCCGUUAUUCUGCUAGCAUUAGUUACCAUAAGAGAACUCACACUGGGGAGACACCAUAUGCCUGCCAUCUAUGUGGGAAAUCCUUCAGUCAGCGUGGGCACCUUAGGGGACAUGAGAGAACUCACACUGGGGAGAAACCAUAUGUCUGCAACACAUGUGGGAAAUCCUUCCGUUCUUCUGCUAGCAUUAGUUACCAUAAGAGAACUCACACUGGGGAGACACCAUAUGCCUGCCAUCUAUGUGGGAAAUCCUUCAGUCAACGUGGGCACCUUAGGGGACAUGAGAGAACUCACACUGGGGAGAAACCAUGUGUAUGCCAUGUGGGUGGGAAAUGCUUCACUCAUCAUACUGCUCUCCCACAACGUGAGAAUUCACAUUAGGGAGAAACCAUAUUUAUGCAUCUAUGUGGGAAACGCUUCACUCAUCGUACUGCUCUCCCACAACAUAUGACAAUUCACACUGGGGAGAAACCAUACAUCUGCCAUCUAUGUGGGAAAUCCUUCAAAACUUGUGGACACCUUAGGAAUCAUGAGAGAACUCACACUGGGGAGAAACCAUACAUCUGCAAUAUAUGUGGGAAAUCCUUCAGUAAAUGUGGUCAACUUAGGCAACAUGGAAGAACUCACAGUAGGGAGAAACCAAAUGUCUGCCAUUUAUGAGAUAAUCUUUCAGUCAACAUGGUACCCCUUAGGCAACUUGGGAGAACUCACACUGGGAAGAAACCGUGUUUUGGCUUUUUAUGUGGGGAAAUCUUCACUGAUAGAGUGACACUCAGACAACACAAGAUAAUUAACACUGGGGAGAUAACAUGUCUGCCCUUUAUGUGGGAAAAAAUUUAGACAUAAUUCUACCAUUAGGAACAUCAUAGAUCUCAUUAACUAUGUUGUGCAUAUGGGAGAGUUUUCAGACAGAGCUACCAGCUGUAAAAAGUAAAAAGAAGAAAAAAACCCACACAGGAGUUUAAAUCCCCCUCAAUGUAAUCAAUGUCUAGAUGCCUUAAUUUACAAUCUAUCCUUAAAUAACAUGAUUGCACUAUCCUGGGAGGAACACUAUGUAAUUACAUAUAGUAGAUUUCAGCUGAGCUCCAGCCUUGUACACAAGAACAGCUCAGAGUAGGAAUAACUCCAAAACAAGAAAACUGGAUAAGAAAGAUGUUAUCACUGGGAGAAAACUCUAGGAGAACUCUAGGAGAUAAUUAUUGAUGGAAGAAUAAUUCAAAGAUGAAAUUUGUGAAAUCCUUUGCUUACACAGCAAUGUGUGGAAUAUAUGUGAAGUUUGACUUUUUAUAAAAUAUUCUCUAUAUGUGUAUAGAAAAUGAAGAAAAGUCUUUGGUGGCUUUGAACUGAUUCAUCAGUGUUUAAUUUCCCAUAUGGAGGAAAUGUCAACCCUAAAAUAAAAUCACAAAGUGUUCAGCCAGAGUUCACAUCAGGAAUAUCAGACAGGCAAAAACAUCUAACAAGAAUGCUUUACAACACAAUUCAAUCAUGACUUCAGAGUUUUGCCUGAAAAAUGUUAAAACUUACAUUGUGAAGUCAUCUGUGAGUGCUGAAUGCAGUAUUUUUCAGUGAGUUUUAGGGAAGGAAAUCAAAGUUUUAUCAAUACACUUGCAAACAAUUAUGAAGUAAAAGCUGUAGAUGAAAAUUCUGUAAUGUUCAGCUUCUAUUUUUUCACACAACUCUAAACAUAAAUAUGAUGACUGUUAAACCAGAGAACUUUGAGUGUUAACUGAAGAAUGUACAGACCAAGAUUAUGUGUCAUAAAUAUUAUAUACUUUUGACAGAUAUGCAUACAGCAAUAAUGAAUAGAAUAUAAAUUAACAGAUUAUGGGAUUAAUGUCUCAUGAUAGAGAAAUUUUCCUUUACACUGUCACUAUUGGUAUACCUUAAAUUGAAUUAAAAUUAACUGUUAAAGGAAUUACAUGGUUGUAAUUCAUGGAGUAUUGGGAAGCCUGGGGAUGGGAAAUCUCCCAAUAUUGACAGGCAUUGGAGUCAUUCCCUCCAUUAAAAAUGGGUUAUGGGGGAUCAAAGAUGGCAGAGAGGUAGACAUAGAGCAAAUUUCUCCUCCAUGAAAAAUACUAGAUAAAAGACAGAAGGUGCCCAGAGUAGCAGUUUCAGGGUUCCAACUGCUUGGCAAAGACUUCUAAAUCCAUAGUGACUGAGAAAAUGAGGGACUGCAUUUGGAAAUAUGGGAGUGUUUGAGGCUUCUGGGGAAAUGGAGGCCUAAGACUUGCAGUGGGGAGAAGUGAGAGACAGUGAUUGGAGGCAGGUUAAUGUAAAAUCUGGAAAGCUGCUGGGGGUCCAGCAGAGAGAGCCACAGUGGAGCACAGUGGGGAGAUCCUUCCAUUCCCCAGACACCCAACUCCCUAUCUGGCAUGGGUGAUAGCCUUUGGCACAGCCAAAGCUAAGAGCUCCCGUGCCAGGGAAGAGCUGUGUAGCAGGCAGAGCUCCACAGAAGUGGGUUGUUUCUGCACGCUGUACAGAUAUCUGCAGCAGGCUAGGAGAUACCACUGCAGGACCACAGCCAAGAGUUUCAUGUGUGAUUUUGCUGGCUUGAGAUUGUGCACACUUCUCUGCAGAAGCCCAUGGAGUGCACAGGCUAGAUGCAGGGGUGCCACACAGAAGUGUCAGGAGCCCUACACCAAUCCCAGGGACUUGUGGACCCACCACAGAGAGGGAUUGUAUGAAAUCUGAGGUGAAGGUUUUGACGUGUUACAGCCCUAGUGCAUUCCAGCCACAGCCCCAGGUACGGCUGGGAGUACUGGGUCUUAAAGCCAUCUUUCCCCCCAAACUGCAGAGUUCACAACCCCCACCGAAAGGGUUGGUGGUCCCCACCGCACAAGGAAAAUUAGUGUACCAAUUGGACCUCCACAAGAUUUGCACCCCACUUGCAUAAACAAACUUUGGUAGGAUAGGCUUGAUGGUAAGAGGUAAUUUGGGUGUGCCAUCUGCUGUUAGGUCAGGGAUAGUGCACUCAACCAAGCUGUAGCUCCGGCAAGUUACAGAUAAUUGUUUACAUAAGCCUGCAUAUAUCAAAAGAACUCUUUCAAGUUAAGCAAAUGCCAAGAGGCCAAAGACAACCGAAAAUUUUAAACCAUAUGAAGGAACUGUAAGGUAUGAAUAACUCAAAUGCCUGAACUAAAAAACCAGAGGAGACACAGAAGUUGGAGCAAUUAAUCAGAGAUAAUCACAGACACCAGUGUCAUGGCUCAGGAUAUAUAGGGCAUCAAAAAACCCUAGAAGAGCAUAAAGCGAAUUUUCAAGAGUAAAUUUUAAAAGGAGGCUGUUAGGGAAAUUAAAAAAAUGAUUGAAUUAAAAAGAUUCUGGAAAACAGCAUCAGAUUUGUUGAAGAAGAGGAAUGAAUAAACACUUGAAAAAGUAUUCUGGAGAGUGAAAUCAGAAAAGAACAAAUGGAGAAAAAAAUGUAAAAUUUUAAAUAGAUAUCAGGGAUAUGAUAGUCAAAAUGAAUUGCACAAAUAUCAGAAUCAUAGGUGUUCCAGAAGGGGAAGAGAAGGGUAAAAUUCUAGGAAGGGUAUGCAAAGUCAAUGUUUGGAAAACUUCCCAGCUGUUCUAAAUGACAAAAAUAUGCAAAUCACAGAUGCCCAAUGAACUCCAAACUGAAUAAAUCCAAAUAAACCCACUCAGACAUUUUGAUCAGAUAUUCAUAUGCUGAAGAGAAGGAGGAAUUUCUUUAAGCAGAAAGAGAGAAGCAUUUCACCACAUAGAAGGGAAACAGCAUAAGACUAAUUGGUGCUUACACAGCAACCACCAUGGAGGUGAGAAAGCAGUGGCAUGACAUUUAAAAUUAUGAAAGAAAACUUGUCAACCAAUUAUUCUUUAUCCAGCCAAGCUCUCCUUCAAAUUUGAGGGAGAGCUUAAAAUCUUCACAGCCAAACAAAUGCUGAGAGUAUUUGCUGAGAAACCAGCCCUACAAGAAAUACUAAAGAGAGACCUUAAA
This is a messenger RNA of Choloepus didactylus (southern two-toed sloth), 5736 nucleotides long. Its product is annotated as zinc finger protein 596-like. The transcript is spliced from 9 exons. NCBI's taxonomy places the organism in Eukaryota, Metazoa, Chordata, Mammalia, Pilosa, Megalonychidae. Gene Ontology annotation, cellular component: nucleus. Bases 456 to 2162 code for a protein of 568 amino acids. The record is from RefSeq and is a predicted model, not a curated record. Gene Ontology annotation, biological process: regulation of DNA-templated transcription.